Messenger RNA from Solanum dulcamara, 1194 nucleotides. Its product is annotated as pentatricopeptide repeat-containing protein At1g62350-like. Gene Ontology annotation, biological process: Group II intron splicing; chloroplast organization. The record is from RefSeq and is a predicted model, not a curated record. Gene Ontology annotation, molecular function: RNA binding; protein binding. The transcript is spliced from 3 exons. The coding region runs from base 82 to 939 and encodes 285 amino acids. Lineage: Eukaryota; Viridiplantae; Streptophyta; Magnoliopsida; Solanales; Solanaceae.
UUCCUCUUAUAUAACACCUACUAUCUCAAAACAGAGUAUCUAAGCCACGAACAGAGUUUUCUCCAUCUCUUUCGUGUCAUAAUGAGUAGCGGGUACCAAUGUGUGAGAUUGCCGGCGUAUCCUCUCGACACAGGGAUUCACGGCCGGCGACUUCCAUCGGAAAUCGUAUUCAGUUCGAUAGCGUCUAGGACUUGGUCUAAAUGUGGUGGAAAUCUGAGGAUUAGCAUGAGAGACAGGAGCAAAAAUCGAAAACCCUUGCAGAAGGGGAGAAACCUCAGUAUUGAAGCCAUUCAAGCUGUUCAGGCACUGAAGCGGGUGGCCAACAAAAACAAUGACUCCGCGGUGGAACAGGUGUUUAAUAGCAAGGUCAGGCGCUUGAUUAAGAGUGAUAUGAUAGCUGUUCUCCGGGAACUUCUCCGACAGAAUCAAUGCCUCUUAGCUCUUAAGGUUUUUGAGGAAGUUCAGAAGGAGAUAUCCUAUAGGCCGCAGAUCAAACUGUAUGCUGAAAUUGUGUCCUGUUUGGGAAGCAAUGGAAUGCUUGAAGAUGUCAACUGUCUUAUCAUGGCAUUGAAAAUGGAAAGUAGUUUAGAACCUAACGUUGAGAGCUUUUACUCAUUGUUGGAAAGCUUAAUGAAAUUUAAUCUUACGAGGCUUGCACUGGAGGUCUUUUACUUGAUGAAGUUGAGAGGAUGUGAUCCUGAUAAGUUGACCUUUAAACUAUUGAUAAAUGGUUUGGAAUCAAAUGAAGAAAUGAAUCUUUCAGCUUUUGUAAGGCAGGAAGCAGAGAAGUAUUAUGGCCAGUCCCUAGAUUUCCUACAUGAGACCGAAGAGGAGGUGCCAAGAUUAAAGCAAACUGAUGUGACUGUUUCAUCCUUAAUCAGAGAUCUCGAGUUCGAGCCUUGGUAUGGAGAAAAAUCUUAUUGGGAGCGCCACUCUUGAAUGGGCCUUGCAAUGCGCGAUCCGAAUUUAGUUGCGGCUCCAAUGCAGGUUGCAGACAUCGGGUAGAAAACUAAAAAAAAAAGUAUCUUUGAAUACUUAUGUAUUAAUCAGAUUCCCCUAUUACCUAUUAACAUUCUUAGAGCAUUUUUCUCAUAGUUGCAGAAAAUAGUGUUUCACAAUAACUUGUUUUAUGGUAAAUGCAUUUUGAAUACAAUAUCAACUUAAAGCGUGAUUCUAUUAUGUGAAAAGGUCCAA